Molecule: messenger RNA, 2124 nt
Organism: Manis javanica (Malayan pangolin)
Lineage: Eukaryota; Metazoa; Chordata; Mammalia; Pholidota; Manidae
Source: RefSeq, a predicted model, not a curated record
AUGCCGUGGUAGGGUCGCUGUUGGGAGACCCUGGAGGUGCUGCGCAGUUCAGACAAAGGUCGCCUCUGCUACGACUGUGACUUGCUGCUGUGGAGCGACGAUAUUUUAGAAGAAAGUAUGCCUCCUCCCAAACUAUCUUCUUACUGUGGAUGGGUGAUAGAUCAUGUCUUAGCCCAUCAGCAAGAGAGCCCACUUCCCUGGAAAACUUCAACAUACUCUAGAUCUACUUCAGACCUAGACCAGACUUCAUUUGUUCCCACAUCUCUUGUCACAAGCUCUGCCUUCCCACUGGCCUCCUCAGCACCAAAAGGAACCAAGGGAAGGAGCAAACGUGAGUCCCAGCAUGCAGGAUAUAUGGCAUGUCCAUCCCCCCGGGUGGUCACAGUGGAAGGCUGCCUCCGGCUGUAUGAGGUAGUGUGCAGACAGGAAGCAUGGGAGAGACUGAGGCGCGGGCAGGAGUUGAUAGAGAAGAUGAUGCAAGCCUUUGCUGACAUGGCCUCUGAACAACUGAAGCCGUAUGAUGAGCGGAAGGAGCUGGAGCGCCGUAAAGAACUGCAGGGCCUACGGGAAAUGAUGGAGAAGAGCUCUUCUUCCUUCCAUUUUCCCCUCACCUCUAGAGAAGCCCUGGCCCGGCACGAGAAGCUCAAAGCCGAGCAUCGUCGCAGAGCAGAGAUUCAAAAUAAGAAGCUGCGGGAGGCAGAGCAACAGCACCUGCAGCGAGUGGAACAGGAGCGGCUGCGGAAGGAAGAAGGCCGGAUCCGCCUGCGGAGACUCUACGCCCUGCAGGAGGAGAUGCUGCACCUCAUCCAGCAGCUGGACGCCUCGGAGCAGCAGCACAGGGGCCUGAAGGCUGACCUUUCUGCCUUCCACACCCGAGGCAACCGGCUGUGUGGCGUCAUCUCGGGCAUCAUCUGGGCCAAUUGUGAGGUGAGGGGGCUUCAGAGGGACUCUGUAUGAUUCCAUUCNAGGGCUCUGCAGGAAAUGCGGGACCUCCUUAGGAACAUGGAGCAGGAGAUCACCACGGCCUGUGAGGACAAGAGGAGGCAGGAGGCGGAGGAAGCCCGGGUAAAGCAGCAGGAGUCCCAGGGGAAGCGGGGGCCUGAGGUCCACACAGAGUCCCUGGCUCCCAGCCAAGGCCUAGGAAGGAAACAGAAUGAAGAACUCCAGUUCAAGGCACAAGACAGCACAAUGCAGUGGUACCAGCAGCUACAGGACGUUACCAGUCAGUGUGUGUUGGCCUUUGAGGGACUGACCAGCAGCAAAGACAGUCAGGUCAGAAAGAUGAAGAUGGACCUCCAGAAGGCUGCCACCAUCCCAGUGAGCCAAAUCUCCACCUUAUCAGGCUCAAAGCCGAAGGAGGUCUUUGACAAGAUCCACGACCUGCUCUCUGGAAAAUCUGUACAGUCUGGUGGGUGCACCAUGUCUGUCGCACUUCACCCACAGGGCCUGAACUUUGUCCAGUACAAACUGGCAGAGAAAUUUGUGAAACAAGGAGCUGAGGAAGUGGCCUCGCACCACGAGGCAGCAUUUCCCACCGCAGUGGUGGUGUCCAGGAUCUAGGGACUCUUCCCCAGAGUGAGGGCCCUCAUUCUGGCUCAUCUGCACAAGAAUUGCCCUUACUCGGUUCCUUUAUACCCAGCCUUCAAGGAGGGCAUGGCUUUGGAAGACUAUCAGAGGAUGCUUGGCUACGUAGUGGAGAAUUCCAAGGUGGAACCCAGCAGAUUUCUGAAAUGCAUGUCCGGGAUGAUCCGUCUGUAUGCUGCCAUCAUCCAGCUCCGGGGGCCAUAUGGGAGCGAACAGAAGGCUUAUCCUCAUAUCUUAAAUCAUGGCUGGCAUUGGUUGGCACAGAUCUUAAACAUGGAGCCACUGUUGGACGUGACAGCCACCCUCCUCUUUGACUUUCUGGAGGUAUGUGGGAAUGCCCUCGUGAAGCAAAACCAGGUCCAGUUCUGGGAAAUGAUGCUUUUCAUCAAGGAAGACUACUUACCCCGGAUCGAAGCCAUCACAAGCUCAGAGCAGAUGGGUUCCUUCACAUGCCUCAAACGGUUUGUGGAGGAAUGUUGGUAGCGCCAGGAGAUUCCUGUGCCCAAGGGCUUUCUGCCCCCCUCCUUCUGGCAUUCCUGA